Penicillium diatomitis is the source of this 1203-nucleotide messenger RNA. RefSeq names its product purine-nucleoside phosphorylase. The record is from RefSeq and is a predicted model, not a curated record. Gene Ontology annotation, cellular component: endoplasmic reticulum. The transcript is spliced from 2 exons. Lineage: Eukaryota; Fungi; Ascomycota; Eurotiomycetes; Eurotiales; Aspergillaceae. Gene Ontology annotation, molecular function: catalytic activity. Gene Ontology annotation, biological process: nucleoside metabolic process; transmembrane transport. The coding region runs from base 1 to 1203 and encodes 400 amino acids.
AUGCCGUCCCUACAGAAGUUUGUAACUUCUCUUUUGCUGGCUGGAAGUGUGUUGGGUGCACAAGUCACUGCCAAGCAGUUCUCCCACCAUGACGAGAAGAUCACGCCCAAGGUCUUCAUUGUCUCGAUGUUCGAACCGGAAGCCAAGGCGUGGUGGAACAUUCCUGAGUUUAACCUGCUAGCCCACAACAUCACCAUUCCCGGUCUCUCCCCGCUCUACCCCGACAUUCACUGCACGGAAGACCAUGAGGUCUGCCAGCUGAUCACCGGAGAGUCGGAGAUCAACGCCGCGGCCACCGUCAACACUGUCGCCUUCUCCCCGGUCUUUGACUUGAAGAAGACCUACUUCCUUGUGGCGGGAAUCGCCGGUGUCAGUCCCAAGCGUGCCACCCUUGGAUCGGCUACUUUUGCUCGCUAUGCAGUCCAAGUAGCUCUGCAGUAUCAGAUCGACAUCCGUGAAUUGCCCAGUAACUAUUCAACCAGCUACAUUCCCUACGGCCGAGUCUUCCCUGGCAAAUAUCCGACCACCAUCUACGGCACCGAGGUCUUCGAGGUCAACGCGGCCCUCCGUACAGUCGCCGCGAACUUCGCCCGUCAGGCUACUCUUGCCGACUCUGCAACUGCCCAGGCUUACCGUGCUCACUAUGGCAAUGGCACCGGAGAGUACAAGGCUGCCACCCUGGCGCCCGGCAUCGUUGAAUGCGACACUGCCACCUCAGACGUCUACUACAGUGGCAAUCUUCUGGCCACCGCGUUCGAGAACACCUCCAAGCUCCUCACCAACGGCACCGGGGACUAUUGCUCCUCUGCACAGGAAGACAACGCCACGCUUGAAGUCCUCCUCCGAGCCGCGUCUCACGAGCUGGCCGACUUUGCUCGAAUCAUCGUCAUGCGGACUGCAUCCGAUUUUGAUAGACCCUACCCCGGUGCCUCAGCCGCGUACAACUUGCUCCUAGCAAACCAAGGUGGCUUUGAGCCCGCCUUGGAGAAUAUCUACCGCGCCGGCAUCAAAGUGGUGCAGGGUAUCCUCAAUGACUGGAAUACGACCUUUGCCGAAGGUGUGAAGCCUACCAACUACAUUGGUGAUAUCUUUGGUACUUUGGGAGGCGAGCCUGACUUUGGGCCGGGUACUGCGCAAGCUUUGGCGGGCAGUGGAGCUUACAAGAAGCGGAGCUUGGAGGGUCGUUCUCGCCGACGUGGUUGA